AGGAAAAAGCCCAGCGCGAGACCGCGCGCGCGUUCGAAAAGAAAAAAAGUCCUCCCCGCGGGGCCCGCAGCAAAUUAGGCCGGAGUUGGCCAGCGAGCGCGCGUGCGCGAGCGCGCAUAGACGCCCUCCUUCGCCGCUCCGCUUCGUUGGGGGUCUAGCGCACUGCUCUGCUGUCCCCGACUCUUCCCAGGCUCGCGCCCUCGGGCGGGAAAAGGAUUUUAACUGCACAUCAAACCCAGUACUCCACGGCUGUUUCUGCUCUGGCUGCGGCUAACGUUGGUAUGUUAGCCAAAAUGAAAUGAAGACAGCUAAAGAAAAGUGCAGAGUGGGUCAAGGCCGUCGAAUGAACAGGUGUUUUCCUGAGUCACUCUUUCGAAGACAGGUUGGGGGUGAGCAUAAUGAAAGCUUCUCUAAGUGAAGAAUAAUUGAACCUCGUCAUUAAUAGAUGCACAGACUUUGAUUUUGACAUCGACUCUUCUGGGACCCUCAAGGGACACUAGAGUCCAGAACGUACUAAGGCAUGGCAGGGAAGACACCCCUGCAGCCAGCUGGCCCUCACCCCCAUCUGCUGCUCGAUCUGCCCUGCUGAGCCACUCAGACUGAAGCCCCUGGGACAGCACCUGCCUCCCGAGAUUGUCCUGGCUCGGUUGUCCACAGCGAUGGUGGAGAACUGGACUCCACAGACUCACAACCUUCCCGUCAGACUUCAAGGGCCAGCAUCCUUCAUCCUGGGACUGGCAGCCCUGAACAAUGGCUGAGGGCCAGGGGACCCCAUAAAGUUUCUGCACAGCUUACGGGGGCCAGUAGCACUCCAGUGCCUGGGGACUAUGACCACCUAUCGGCCCAUCCCCAGUGAUGGUGUGGACCUGGCAGCCAGCUGUGGGGCCAGGGCGGCCGAUGUCCUCCCUGGGCCGCAUACGGGGGACUAUGCUCCCAUGGGAUUCUGGGUCCAGAACGGAGGCAUGCCCCAGCCCGUUGGUGAGAGCCCUGCCACCGCCACUACCCGCCCCAGUCCCAGCACCCCCGCAGUGCCCAAGAUGGGCGUGCGCGCAAGGGUGGCCGACUGGCCGCCCAAGAGGGAGGCCCUGAGGGAGCAGAGCAACCCAAGCCCAUCACAGGACACAGAUGGCACGAAGGCCACAAAGACUGCCCAUUCCAUGAGGAGCGUACAGAACGGACAGCCCCCCGCCAGCACCCCAGCUUCCUCAGGGUCCAGAGCCUUUCACCGACUCUCCAGGAGAAGGUCCAAGGAUGUGGAGUUCCAGGACGGGUGGCCCCGGUCCCCCGGCAGGGCCUUCCUCCCCCUGCGGCACCGCAGCAGCAGCGAGAUCACCCUCAGCGAGUGUGACGUGGAGGACGUGGGGGAGCCCCGGGCGGCGCGGCUCACGGGGGCACUGCCCCUCUUCCGCGAGUACGGGAGCACGUCCUCCAUCGACGUGCAGGGUGUGCCUGAGCAGAGCUUCUUCGACAUCCUCAACGGGCUCCGCAGCGAGCAGCCUGAGGCCCGCGGUUCCCAGAGCCUCAGCCAACUCCUCCAGGACGAUCAUGGCCCGAACCUCACGGUGGGCAACAAUGGGGCCAAGGGCGACCCCCAUAACGGGCAGCCCACCAGGGACAGCAUACUCCCACUGCAGCCGGGGAAGGAGAAGGAGCGGGCCCGCAAGAAGCCUGUGCGGGGCCCGGGCAGUGGGGACGCAGUGGACUCGUCCAUCUUCCGGAAGCUGAGGAGCAAUAAACCCGAGGGUGACAUGGGCCGGUCCCCGGGGGAGGCAGAGGAGGGGCGGGGCCCACCGGAGGCCAGCAGGCCGUGGGUCUGCCAGAAGAGCUUCGCUCACUUUGACGUGCAGAGCAUGCUGUUCGACCUCCACGAGGCGGCCGCCAACAGGGUGUCCAUGGCCCAGCGGCGGAACACCACCACGGGGGCCUCGGCCGCCUCGGCCAUGGCGUCCCUCACGGCGUCGCGGGCACAUGGCCUCGGGGGCCUGGACCCAGCCUUCACCAGCACAGAGGACCUGAACUGCAAGGAGAACCUGGAGCAGGACCUGGGCGAUGACAACAGCAACGACCUGCUGCUCAGCUGCCCACACUUCCGCAACGAGAUCGGCGGGGAAUGCGAGCGCAACGUGAGCUUCUCCCGGGCCUCAGCGGGCUCCCCAGGGGGCACCGAGGGCCGCCUGGCCGAGCCCACCCUCAGCGCCUACCGCACCAACGCCAGCAUCUCAGUGCUGGAGGUGCCCAAGGAGCAGCAGAGGACGCAGAGUCGGCCCCGGCACUACAGCAUCGAGCACGUGGACCUGGGCGCCCGCUACUACCAGGACUACUUCGUGGGCAAAGAGCAUGCCAAUUACUUUGGUGUGGAUGAGAAGCUGGGACCGGUGGCUGUGAGCAUCAAGCGGGAGAAGCUGGAGGACCACAAGGACCAUGGGCCUCAGUACCAAUACAGGAUCAUCUUCCGGACCCGUGAGCUCAUCACCUUGCGGGGCUCCAUCCUGGAGGAUGCCACGCCCACAGCCACGAAGCACGGGACAGGGCGGGGCCUGCCCCUGAAGGACGCCCUGGAGUACGUCAUUCCUGAGCUCAACAUCCACUGCCUUCGGCUGGCUCUCAGCACUCCCAAGGUGACGGAGCAGCUACUGAAGCUCGACGAGCAAGGGCUCUGCCGGAAACACAAAGUGGGGAUCCUCUACUGCAAGGCUGGCCAGAGCUCGGAGGAGGAGAUGUACAACAACGAGGAGGCCGGCCCCGCCUUCGACGAGUUCCUCUCCCUGAUCGGGGAGAAGGUCUGCCUGAAGGGCUUCACCAAGUACGCCGCCCAGCUGGACGUCAAGACGGACUCCACAGGAACCCAUUCCCUCUAGGACUAUGAGAUCAUGUUCCACGUCUCCACCCUGCUCCCUUACACCCCCAACAACAGGCAGCAGCUGCUAAGGAAGAGGCACAUCGGAAAUGACAUCGUGACGAUCAUCUUCCAGGAGCCGGGGGCGCUGCCUUUCACCCCCAAGAACAUUCGCUCACACUUUCAGCACGUCUUCAUCAUUGUCCGAGCUCACAACCCCUGCACCGAUAAUGUCUGCUACAGCAUGGCUGUGACCCGAUCCAAAGACGCCCCUCCUUUCGGACCCCCUGUCCCCAGUGGAACCACAUUCCGCAAAUCUGAUGUCUUCAGAGACUUCUUGCUGGCCAAGGUGAUAAAUGCGGAGAAUGCCGCGCACAAGUCCGACAAGUUCCACACCAUGGCCACCAGGACCCGCCAGGAGUACCUGAAGGACCUGGCCGAAAACUGUGUCUCCAACACACCGAUUGACUCCACGGGCAAAUUCAACCUCAUCUCGCUGACCUCCAAGAAGAAGGAGAAGACAAAAGCCCGGGCGGGCGCGGAGCAGCACAGUGCGGGGGCCAUCGCCUGGAGGGUGGCAGCGCAGGACUACGGCCAGGGCGUGGAGAUCGACUGCAUUUUGGGGAUUUCCAACGAGUUUGUGGUGCUCCUGGACCUCCGCACCAAGGGGGUGGUAUUCAACUGCUACUGUGGAGAUGUCAUCGGCUGGACCCCAGAUUCCUCAACGCUCAAACUCUUCUACGGGCGAGGGGACCACAUCUUCCUGCGGGCCACGGGGGGCUCAGAGGACGUAAGGGACAUUGUCCAGAGACUGAAGGUAAUGACCAAUGGCUGGGAGACGGUGGACAUGACCCUGCGGCGGAACGGGCUCGGGCAGCUGGGCUUCCACGUGAAGUACGACGGGACGGUGGCCGAGGUGGAGGACUAUGGGUUUGCCUGGCAGGCCGGCCUCCGGCAAGGCAGCCGGCUGGUGGAGAUCUGCAAGGUAGCUGUGGUCACGCUGACCCACGACCAGAUGAUCGACUUGCUGCGCACGUCCGUCACCGUCAAGGUGGUCAUCAUCCCUCCCUUCGACGACGGCACUCCCCGCAGGGGGUGGCCGGAGACCUAUGGCGUGGACACCGCGGAGCCCAAGCCUGAGCCGGAGAGCUUGGCCCCUGGGGUCCGGCCCCCCUACCGCAGCAACGCGCCCUGGCAGUGGAGCGGGCCCGCAUCCCACAACUCUCUGCCAGCCUCCAAGUGGGCCGCUCCGGCCACCCCGGGCCACGCCCAGUCCCUGAGCCGGCCGCCGAAGCAGACCCCCAUGGUCCCCUUCCGGGAGUCCCAGCCCCUGCACAACAAGAGGCCUGUCAGCUUCCCAGAAACCCCUUACGCAGCAUCACCAGCAGGGGCCGACAAAGUCCCUCCCUACCGACAGCCUUCCGGGAGCUUCUCCACCCCCAGCUCCGCCACCUACGCAAGAUACAAGCCAUCCCCAGAAAGGUAUGCGGCCGCCCCACACACACUGCUGUCUUUUGAUUCCCACUUCGGCCACGAUGGGACGUCCAGCGGCGACUCCUCCUCAGGUGGCCUGACCAGCCAGGAGAGUACCAUGGAGCGCCAGAAGCCAGAGCCUCUGUGGCAUGUGCCUGCCCAGGCCCGGCUCUCGGCCCUGGCUGCAAGCAGCGGGAACAAGCACGCCUCCCGGCAGGACGCAGCAGGCAAAGACUCCCCCAACAGGCAUUCCAAAGGAGAGCCCCAGUACUCCAGUCACUCCAGCAGCAACACCCUCUCCAGCAACGCCUCCAGCAGCCACAGUGACGAUCGCUGGUUUGACCCCCUGGACCCUCUAGAGCCAGAGCAAGACCCCCUCUCCAAAGGCGGCUCCAGCGACAGCGGCAUUGACACCACGCUCUACACCUCCAGCCCCAGCUGCAUGUCGCUGGCCAAGGCACCUCGGUCCGCCAAGCCACACAAGCCCCCAGGAAAUAUUGGCCUCUGUGGGGGCGGGCGUGAGGCCGCCAGGCGACCACAUCAUGCAGACAAGCGGCGGGAGGUGUCACCCGCCCCUGCAGUUGCUGGCCAGAGCAAGGGCUACCGACCGAAGCUGUACACCUCGGGCUCCAGCACCCCUACAGGCCUGGCUGGGGGCAGCCAUGACCCACCGAGGCAGCCCAGAUGGCGGCGGUGCCCCUGGCGGCGUGGGGGCAGAGUGCAGAGGAAGGACUGCAGCCUAUGUACAGCUCCCCUGCUAUGGAGAAGCAAGAGCUUUCCCAGAACCCCCUUCAGCGAGCAGCGUCACAUGACCGUCCCAGCUGCAAGGAGGUCUGGGGCAUCACCGUUUAGCUUUCCAGCCGACGCAGUAAAGGGCAGUGGUCCCCGGACAGUCCCCUGGAGGGGGCUUUUCAACACAGAAGCUGGGCCCCACGCAGUUUCUUUUUUAUUUUUACCAUCUCCAAAAAAGCAGGUGGACACCAACACGAAAAACGUCUUUGGGCAACCGCGGCUGCGGGCGUCUCUCCGUGACCUCCGCUCCCCACGGAAAAACUACAAGUCCACCAUCGAGGACGAUCUGAAGAAGCUCAUCAUCAUGGACAACCUGGCACCAGAGCAGGAGCGAGACGCGGGCCAGUCGCCACAGAAGAGUUUGCAGCGGACGCUGUCCGACGAGAGUCUGUGCAGCGGGCGGCGGGAGCCGAGCUUCGCCAGCCCUGCCGGCCUGGAGGCGGGCCUGCCCAGCGACGUGCUCUUCACCAGCACCUGCGCCUUCCCCUCCAGCACGCUGCCCGCCCGCCGCCAGCACCAGCACCCCCACCCGCCUGGCGGUGGCCCCAGCACCAUCCCUGCCACCGCCAGCAGCUUCCCAGAGAAGAAAUCCACCAUCUCAGCCUCGGAGCUCUCGCUGGCCGAUGGGCGGGACCGGCCGCUGCGGCGCCUCGACCCCGGGAUGAUGCCACUGCCCGACACGGCUGCUGGCCUCGAGUGGUCCAGCCUGGUCAACGCAGCCAAGGCGUACGAGGUGCAAAGAGCCGUCUCGCUGUUCUCUCUCAACGACCCAGCCCUGAGCCCGGAUGUGCCACCUGCACACAGCCCUGUCCACAGCCACCUGAGCCUAGAAAGGGGGCCCCCGACCCCCAGGACCACUCCAACCAUGAGCGAGGAGCCGCCUUUGGAUCUGACAGGCAAGGUGUACCAGCUGGAAGUGAUGCUGAAGCAGCUGCACACGGACCUGCAGAAGGAGAAGCAGGACAAGGCAGUGCUGCAGUCGGAGGUGGCUAGCCUGCGGCAGAACAACCAGCGGCUGCAGGAGGAGUCCCAGGCUGCCAGUGAGCAGCUGCGCAAGUUCGCCGAGAUCUUCUGCAGGGAGAAGGAACUCUGAGGUGGGGAGGCCACCGCCCCUGCCCCUCUGCCCAGGCAGCUGGGGACUCCUGGUUGCAGGUGUGGCCAAGGCACUCCACCAGGGCCCCACCGCACCCCCGUGGACACAGAAACCUGAGGGAGGCCUCACCGGGGCUGUGAGCUGCAGUCUGCUCAUGGCCCUCGAGCCUCAGUGGGUGACAUGGUCUCAGGCCUCCCUUUGAACUGGUCAUCUCUGGUCCCUGGGGGCCAGACCCUGGCCACACCAGUCCCAGGGGCCCAUCCUGCCAGCCCCAUCUAGCCUCUUCCUAGGACCAAGCCAUCAGGAGCUGUAGGAGGGGGAGAGGGAGGGCAGGAGCAAGUCUGCUCCAGGAGUUCAGAAACCAGGCUUCCUCACCUCGGACAACAGAGUUGGGGCCUGUGGGGCCCAGCCCCCCCGCAUGAGCUGUCACAGCGUGAGAGCAGCCAGAGAGGUCAGGGCCCCUGUGGAGAUGGGAAGGCGCUCAGUCCCUGCUGCACCAGCUCCGAGAAGCACAGACAUCAUCCCCUCCCGAUCCCAUCCUUCCAAAAAGCGGCCAGGAGCACUUUCUUAGAACGUCAGUUAUUUUGGGGGGUGGAAGGGUAUCCCAGGAUGGAGAGGGGAAACCGCAGCAGCAUCCACAGUCAGCUGCUUUGAGGGGGCAGCGAUUUGCACACCGUUUAUACAGUCUUUUUCUAUCAGCUCCUCAACCACCGGAGGCCACAGCGCCUGGGCCCCUCCGCCUUCGAGCUCCCGCCCCGCCAGGCCCAGCGGCAGAGCCGCCACGGCCACCAGCCGCGGCUGACAGCCACGGCCUCUUCCAGGCACCCCGAGGGGCGCACGGAGCCCCCGGGUCAGGGCUGGAGAGAAACAGCCUUCAUCUCCGCUCCACUUUUGUUUUCCCUUUGCCCUCACGCAGUCCCCACGGAGGGGCAGACCUGGGACACCCGCGACACCCGCGCCGCACUCCCCAGGGAGCCUUUGCUGCGCAGACCGCAGGAGACGCCGGCCCUACAGCGGCGUAAGGGGCGGGGCCGGGCAGCCGCGUGGAACUGCGGUGUCCACCGAGCAGUUUCUUUUUUUCCUUUCAAAACAAACAAAAUAUAUAUAUAUAUAUAUAUUUAUUUUUUCAUGUAGAGUUGCACCAGAAGUCUGUAUGGCCUCACUGUGUGGCGUCAACCUCAAAGUGAGGACCGAGGCAUGUCCCCCGGGGGCUGGUGCUCAGCAGGACUCAGAGGGACAAAGUCAGGGUGGGCUGGCCGGUGGCCAUCUCCUCGCCCCGCCCUGGCUGCUGUGCAUGGGGCUGCAAGGCGGCCUGCUGGGCCCUCAGCCCUGGCCAACUACUGUGAUGUCUGCCCCUCCCCCCAGGCCUCCCUUUAGGACGGUUCUCCAGGACCACCCCAUCUCCCCGUUCCUCAGAACCUAACCUGGGCCUGCCCCCCCCCCUUUUUAAGUUGUCACCUCAUAUCUUCAAAUCAUUCUAAUCAUUUUGGGGACCUAAUCGUGUACAUUGACAAGUGUAAAUUAUCAUUUUUGGUUUUGUUUCCUGUUAAUUUUUAAGGAUCUCUGCAAAACAUAUUUAAUUUGAGGUUGGGGUUCUGUCUCACUGAAGAUAGCAGCAGGGUUUUUCAUAUGUCGAUUUCUUUCAUUUGGAUUUUUUAUUCUUUAUUGUCUUUUUUGUUUUCUACCCCCAUCUUGAGAUUUUCUGGCAUGUUUCUGGAGGUUUCAAAGAAAAUAAACGUUUCAUAGAAAUGG
This is a messenger RNA of Pteropus alecto (black flying fox), 7946 nucleotides long. RefSeq names its product signal induced proliferation associated 1 like 3 (gene SIPA1L3). Gene Ontology annotation, molecular function: protein binding; GTPase activator activity. NCBI's taxonomy places the organism in Eukaryota, Metazoa, Chordata, Mammalia, Chiroptera, Pteropodidae. Gene Ontology annotation, cellular component: plasma membrane; cytoplasm; Golgi apparatus. Gene Ontology annotation, biological process: establishment of epithelial cell polarity; regulation of small GTPase mediated signal transduction; activation of GTPase activity. The record is from RefSeq and is a predicted model, not a curated record.